GGUUGACUUUUUACACUUUUCAGGACUGUCAUUUUCGCUUGGGUUUGUGGGAUGGGGCGUUCGUCAAAAGGAUGUGAUAUUGAUGGAGACCGGAUAGGAAUCAGGGUUGAAGGGAGAAAGAAACGUUUUCUGUCGUUUCUGGGUUGGGUUGCUGUUCUGACUCGUUGGUCCUGGAUUCCUUGAUGCGUCCUGACUCGUUUUGUUGGUUGGUUGGAUGGCCAGUGUGCGUGUUGUUAUUCCCGCAGGCCUUGUUAUUGUGCCACGGGGCUAUAUGUAGUAGCCCAGGUUCCAUGCCUGCUCUGCAGCUUCCGGCCCUCUCCGUCGUGUCAUCAAUGCAUCCUUUCCCAAAUGCCGCGUGGGGCGGCGCAGAACCAAAUCCAAUUUCUUCUAUGACACCAUUCAGAGCACCGUUUUUGGGUUGCUCAGCUCCAGGUUCGCACUCCACGGAGCGCUGGACUCAGCGUUCUUCAGCUCUAAUUGGCUGCAGGAUAUGUAUCGAACCCCAACUAGGAAUAAGUACCGGACGCGGAUGGGCUGAAUGAACCCUUCAGCUUUGAAGGGAACAUCAUCCCACCCGACUCUCAUUGUCGUCUUCGCUCUGGAUUGGUUACCCUAGCUUGCAUACAGAC
Chaetomium strumarium is the source of this 629-nucleotide messenger RNA. RefSeq lists its product as uncharacterized. Bases 183 to 542 code for a protein of 119 amino acids. The record is from RefSeq and is a predicted model, not a curated record. The transcript has a single exon. Lineage: Eukaryota; Fungi; Ascomycota; Sordariomycetes; Sordariales; Chaetomiaceae.